AUGGGUAGAAUAAUGAAGAAUCCCCCAACUCAGCAGCCAGAAGAUUCUGGGAGAGGAAUAAGAGAGAAAGCUCCUUCAUCCUUCCAGGAAAAAACAGGAUGCUGCGCUGGGAAUCAACAUGGCGCUGGCGCCGCGCACGUGUCCCGGUCCCGCAGCAAACGCCUCGCUCUGGCACCCGGCGCGCGCACACGCACAUGUACACGCAAGCGACGGGAGGGGGAGGCGGAGCCGAGGCGCACGCGCAAGAGUUGCCCUGCUGCUCCGGACCCAAGCUGCCGAGAUUCGAACGGGGCGCGCGAGCCUCCUCCCCCACGCGCUGGUCACGUGGGAAUUUGCCCCUCCGUCUGCCCCCCCUCGCGGGCGCCGAAUUCGGCAUCAUCCGGGUCCCCCCUUUCCCUUGUGUGGAGGCCUCACCUGGCUCCCGCUAUCUCGCGCGCACGGAGCCCGCCGGCAGAGGAGCCGCUUCCCCUGCUCGUUCUCUCCGUGCCGCGCACCAGGCAGCGGCGGGGGCAGCGGCAGCGGCGGCUCCACACAGCGCCUGCUCCCCCCCUCAGCGCGGCGGCUCCUUCCGCUUCCUUCCCCUCCCCCCGCUGCAGCGGGGACCCGCUCCCUGCAGCUCCGCCUGCUGGUAGCUGGGGGAGGCGGCCAGCCGCCGCCCACGCUCGCGGGGUGAGGAUCGGCGCUGCCCCGCGGAGCGGGACGCGCCGCCGAGUGACUGUUCUCCCCGAGUGGCGUGAGGGGGACGGUCUCUGGCUGGGCGCGAGCCGGCCCUGCCCACGGGGACGCGACGGGCGCCGGGCCAGAGGCCGUGUGAGUCAAGCGCCGGGCUGGGGCCUGACUUGGGCCCUGCGAGGUGCGGAUGAUGGAAGCGCGAGGUGCGAGGGAUGGGGCAGAGCGGGUCCUUGCCAUCGAAGGGAAGAUCCUGCAUCACAGACUGUGCCUCCGUGGACAGCCCAGACAGCAGUAGCCAAGACGCCCUGUGCAUGGACACCGCCGAGGCCAUGGACCGAGCAGCCGUGUCAGUUGCAUCCGAAGCUGCCUGCAGAGCAGCCUUUGCAGCAGCGGCACCCUCCUCCACAAGCACCUUAAAUUCCUUCCUUUCAUGCUCCAGAAGGGAGGGUUCGAAUUUGGGCAGUGACCUCCAGAAGUUAAACUCAUAACAGCUAAGGAGGGCUUGGUGGUUGGCCACCCAGAGCUGGAAACUGGACAACAAAUAAAGCUUCCUACCAAAUGA
Chelonia mydas (Green sea turtle) is the source of this 1234-nucleotide messenger RNA. Its product is annotated as translation initiation factor IF-2-like. The transcript is spliced from 3 exons. The record is from RefSeq and is a predicted model, not a curated record. Bases 1 to 1089 code for a protein of 362 amino acids. Lineage: Eukaryota; Metazoa; Chordata; Testudines; Cheloniidae.